CCUUGUGGCGGUGGAGGCCUCCACGUCACAUUCCUGCUAAAGUCCAAGAGCUCAAGGAGGUGUCAGCAGCCUGCGUGGAGGCAAGAAGAUGCCGUCCCCAGGGUAUAAGUACGGAGCGGCUGCCAAGGCAGAGCUGCAGAGCAGAAGGAGCCUCGCUGGAGAAGGUCUGUUCCCGAGAGGACUUUGCGUGCCGUUUCCUGCCAGCCACCAUGUCUCCGAAGGCAGCCGCCUUCCUCCUCGGACUCUUGAUUGCCACCACAGGGGCCCAAGAUAGCCCCUCUCCCCAACAACUGACUGACUUGGUCUGGCAGUACGUCGCCCAGCUGAGCAGCAAUGCCAGGGAGACCCUGAGGCAGGCCCAGCAGUCGGACAUCAGCAAGCACGUCACGGACCUGAUCCAGCAACACCUCCAGGCCAUCAACCCCUACAGCCAGGAAGUGCAGGAGAAGUUCCUCCUGUACAUCACGCAGCUGCAGACCCAGAUGAUGGAAGAAGGGGAAAAGGUGAAGGAAAAACUCAAGAGGGAGCUGGAGCAGCUGCAGGCAGAUGUUGCUCCCUUUCUGGUGGAGGCCCAGAACCAGGUCACCACGACUGCCGAGAACCUAAAAACCCAGCUGGCGCCCUACAUGGAGCAGCUGCAAACCACCACAGACAUCCUGUCCACCCAAAUCGAGCAGAAACUGGCACCUUUAGUGCAGGAGCUGCAGGCCCGGUUGAAGGAGAACGUGGGGGACCCGGCCAGCCUCUCCCCCUACGUCCAGAGGCUUCAGGAGACCAUCAACCAGCAGGUGGCAGACCUCAAGGUGCAGCUGGGCCCUUUCCCUGCGGAGCUGAAGGCCAAGGUGGACCAGGCGGUGGAGGAGCUGUACAAGAGACUGUCCCCCUACGCCCCGACCACGCCGGAGCAGCUGAGGCGGCAGAUGGAAGAGCUCUCCUUCCAGGUGGGAAAGAGCGCGGAGGCCUUGCGGGAGAAGCUCCAGGAAGAAGCCGAGCAGUUGCGGGCACAGCUCGACACGCUUCUGCAGGGAGACCUGGCCUCCCACCUGAACAGCCUGAACACGGACGUCAGGCAGCAGAUUGAGGACUUCCGCCAGCGGGCGCUGUCCCAAGGGGAAAGCUUCAGCGAUCUGGUGGUGGAAAAGGUGCAGAAGCUGGGCCAGAGAUUGCAGCCCCAUGCCAGCGGGCAGGAGGACCAACUGAGCACCCUGGAGGGGGAAGUCAAGGAGAAGAUCAUGGCCUUAGUGAACAGCCUCCAGCAGACCGAGGAGCAGCUCCUUCACACCCAGGAAGAAGCAUGAGGGAGGGGAGCCCAGCAGCUCUUCCAGGAGACUCCAAUUGUUGUUGCUUGAAAUAAAAGAACUGCUCAGCCACC
This is a messenger RNA of Thamnophis sirtalis, 1372 nucleotides long. RefSeq lists its product as uncharacterized. Lineage: Eukaryota; Metazoa; Chordata; Lepidosauria; Squamata; Natricidae. Gene Ontology annotation, molecular function: phospholipid binding; phosphatidylcholine-sterol O-acyltransferase activator activity; cholesterol transfer activity. Gene Ontology annotation, biological process: acylglycerol homeostasis; lipoprotein metabolic process; cholesterol efflux. The record is from RefSeq and is a predicted model, not a curated record. Gene Ontology annotation, cellular component: low-density lipoprotein particle; very-low-density lipoprotein particle; extracellular region.